AUAUAUUAUUGAAAACGAGAGAAAACAAAUACUGAUGUGAAAUGCACAUAAUGAGUAAUAAAUUAUUAUUUAAAAUCAACACAAGUUCCAUUCAUACUGAAAUUCAUAGACACUAAAGAGUCCAACACACAAUCAGUAUUAAACUGAUAUAAAGUAAGAAAGUGGCCUGUACAAUUUUAAUAUCUUGCACAACAUUUACAUUUUCUGUAAUAAACUUUUUGUUUCUUACAAUACGCACACACACAUACACACAUACACACAUACACACUGACUUCAUGCAUAUUUCUGUACAUAAUGGAACUAUCCUGUAUGAAAUGCCUUCAUAUAUUGUCUGUAUGUUAUCAUGUUAUGAACAUGUGUGUAUGCACACACGUGAUUAUAUCAAGGUCACAAAAUUAAUUAGUGUUAAUUCUAAUUAAAAAUUACUUUUCAGGUGAUGGUUACUUUAAGAUAUUUAGCUAAAGGAGAUUUCUUGUCUGAAGUUGCAGACGUACAUGGCAUAUCAAAGUCAUCAGCAUCCAGAUGCAUAAACAGUGUAUGUGAUGCUAUGUGUCACAGACUUAAUAAUAUACACUUCCCACGUAACAAUGCUGAAGUGAGAGAAGUAAAAGAGAAGUUUUACUCGUUGGCAUCCUUUCCAAAUGUAAUUGGUGCCAUAGAUGGUACAUUAAUACCAAUUCAAGGUAUGACAGGAACUGAUGAAAAUCUGUACGUUUGUCGCAAAGGGUUCCAUGCUUUAAACAUCAUGGCAGUGGCUGAUGCAAAAAUGAGAUUCAUCAAUAUAAAUACAAGAUUCCCUGGUGCAUCUCAUGAUGUAUAUAUUUUAAUGAGUUCCAACAUUCACCGAAUGAUGGAGAACUUGCCAGGAGGGUGGCUUGUUGGUGAUUCUGGAUAUCCCUUGAAAACAUGGCUGAUGACACCCCUCAUUCAUCCAACAAGUCACAAAGAAAUAUCAUACAACAGGGCACAUUGCAAAACAAGAGUCGUCAUUGAAAGGGCAUUUGGUGUCUUAAAAUCCAGAUUCAGAUGUAUCCAUAAAAGUGGUGGAGCAUUACCAUUUUCGCCGAAAAAAUGCUCACGAAUAAUUGAAACCUUCCGUCUGCAUAAUAAAGCAAUAAAUGAAAACAUUCCUUUGCUACAUGGUGGACAUAUACUGCAAAUAAACAACAACCACAUUUGCAGAAAUGUUCCUGACAGACAAGCACAAACAAUUCGCCAGCAACUAAUUGCAAGAUUUUAAAAGCAUAAAGCCAAAUAUGAAGAUGCAUCAUAAAUUGAUUGUAUUGC
This is a messenger RNA of Gigantopelta aegis, 1287 nucleotides long. Its product is annotated as putative nuclease HARBI1. NCBI's taxonomy places the organism in Eukaryota, Metazoa, Mollusca, Gastropoda, Neomphalida, Peltospiridae. The transcript is spliced from 3 exons. Bases 437 to 1240 code for a protein of 267 amino acids. The record is from RefSeq and is a predicted model, not a curated record.